GUGUUUUUGAGAGCGGCGAGACGCGAAAUACCUCGACGCGCUCGUUUGUAGUUGACUGUGGGCGAGUCCCGCGACGCGGAGGGGAUGCGGGUGACCUUCACAUAAUGCAAGGAGAUGCGGUUUUAUUUCUGUACGCGUGAACGAAGUCACACGUCGAUGCUGUUUCUGAAUGAGGAAAGUGGCUUAAAAGAGAAAGUGGAAAUGGUUUAAUCCAUUCGAGGAUCUCAACAGGAAAUCUCAGUCUCAGUCAAGACGGGAUCCUCUGCACAUUUAUCAGGAAAUCUGUCUGCAGUGUGCUGUCUGCUAAACCUAUAAGCUUUCCAUACACACAAAAAGAGUCACUAUCAGUGUUUUAAACAUGGCAGCAGAUCUGAUCAAAGUCACCGUUCUCGUCCAGCUUCUUGAUUUGGUGACAAGCGACAGCAUUGACUUCUACAAUAUCAUUCCUGCUGUAGAAGCCACCCCGUACCCCAAGAGCUUCAAGUGCUUCACAUGUGAACAGGCCUUAGACAACUACAGCUGUAACCGCUGGGCAGAAGAUGUGUGGUGUCCUCAGAAUACCCAAUACUGUAUGACGAUACACCACUUCAACCAUCAUGGGAAGACAAAAUUUGUUACCAAAAGAUGUGCUGUGCGUGAAGAAUGCCAGUUAGCUGGCUGCAGACAUCACAAAAAUACACACCAUGAGUGCGUGUCUUGCUGUGAAGGGAUGGUUUGUAAUGUAGAGCUGCCGACCAAUCACAGUAACGCAGUGUUCUCCCAGAGACAAACCCACAGCUCAGCAGCUCCCACUUUCAGGAUUUGUGCGAUCCUGCUGGUCCCAGUUCUCGUGGGACUGCUACCAUUGUGAUGCUCAAUCAUAAGAACCUGUUCGGUGAUGAACAGCACUGCAAAUCAUUGAGACAAAGGAGAUGCCGUCCACACUGGAAUAGUAAUACGGUCAGAUGAAUGCUUUCAUUAAGGCCAUAGAAAUAUGCAGGAGAAAGCUAGUGCUCCCAUUCAUCUCAGUGGCAGGAUGUUGCAGGAUUCUCUGGAAGAAUGUGAUUUGCCAUCUUUGCUGAUGGGCUCACAGAUGUUCUCAUGACUGAUCGGUGACUAAUCAGACUGGAGCCGCGGGAAAAAUUACAUCAUGGCUUGGCUGAUUGGUUAAUGCACCACAAGAAGACAACGAACACUCGCUAGUGACUGUCUGGAGCUGUGAUAUGUGUCAAAUUCACACUCUUCAAAAUCAAAAUCUACAAUUAUAUAAUAAAAUAUUUGUGACUUAGACAUUACUUGCUAAGUACUUUAGAAAAAACUAUGGAGUGGAAGGGUGAAGGAUGCAUUUUGCAGCCAAAUGGUUUAGUGGCAACUCAACUAUGCAAAUUAGCAAAACAAUAUCUUCAUUUUUCUGCGAGGAGACGUGCUCGGUCAGCGCUGGAGGAACCGUGUGCGCAGGAAGUUGCUGCGUCAGGACGGUCUGUCAAUGGAGUAGUAUCGCUUGUGAUGACUGCUUACUAAUGACUUGCUAAAUAGGACAGAGAACCAGACGGGUUGCAAAACAGUAUUUAGCAGCUAAAGCAGCAGAAUUAACUUGUGCUGCCUCACUGGAUUUGUAUUGAGCAAAUUGAGGCUCACACACUGAGCAUUGGAAGUCUCUUUGUGGGAUGGUCCUGUGGCUCUGGUCCCAGAUUCUGUCACACAGGCCAGGCACAGCAAUGAGAAGACGCGGGAUGUGUUGUUCUAGUUUUCUAAACGGUGUGAAUGUCUCUAAAAGAGAUCUGGAUUGCUGCAUAAAUUACCAUGGACCGGUAUAAUGUAAAAGCACUGAUUAAUUAAUUGCAAUUGCAAGUGUAUUUUGAAUUAUUAUGGCUUGACUAUUGCAAAUGCUGUCAUUUUAUACUGCCCCAACCAAUAGAAAUAAAUAUGCGACCAUAUUUAACUAAUCCCAAGUUAACUAUGCACAAGUAUUCUACAUAUGUUUAAUUAUUCUGCUACUAAAAUUUACCUUACAACUGGCAUUAAAUAAAAAAUCACUCUCAUCUAUUUUCUAAAUAUAUUUUAUUUAUCGUAUUGCGAAUGAUUCGUGUUUACUUUUUAUUUUUACUCAAAAUGUCAGAAAUUGCACCAUGACCUACAAC
Puntigrus tetrazona (Sumatra barb) is the source of this 2120-nucleotide messenger RNA. RefSeq names its product LY6/PLAUR domain containing 6B (gene lypd6b). The transcript has 7 exons. The coding region runs from base 359 to 850 and encodes 163 amino acids. Lineage: Eukaryota; Metazoa; Chordata; Actinopteri; Cypriniformes; Cyprinidae. Gene Ontology annotation, molecular function: acetylcholine receptor regulator activity. The record is from RefSeq and is a predicted model, not a curated record.